AGCUUCUUGCACAGUUUUGGUUUUGAUGUCAUUUUUGUCUUGUCAACUUUAGUGAGUAGGAGCAAGAAGAGCAAGUUACCUUCAUCCGUGUUUGUUGAAUCUGCACGUAGCUGUUCCAAUUUAUUGCACUUAUUUAUUUUCUUUUUAUUAUGGGUGAGGAAAAAGGAUGGAACGAAAGUCAAUUACGAAAAUACGAUUUUUUAUCUCUGGAAUCCAUUCCAAGGCUUCAUGUGGAUGAUCCAAAAGUGAAAGAUUUGAUAGCUGCCAAGCGACCAGUGGUUAUUACUGGGUCACAAUUAGUUGGCAGUGCACUGAAAUGGGAUCUCGACUACUUGCAAGAAAAUAUGGGCAAUGGAAAGUGUACUGUUAUCUAUUCACAAAAUCACAAAUUCAAGUUUUAUGACGACAGUAAAGCAACGCCUGAUGUGAGGGCGGAGUUCACACCUCCAACCAGAGGCGUGUCAAUGAAAAUGUCUGAGUUCGUCAAACGAUUGGAAGGCUGGACCAAAGGAGACGAAAGGAUGUAUUUGCAACAAGUUCUAAACGACACGGUUGGUCCGCAAAUAGUCCACGAUUUUGUUGCAUUCAAAUGGUACUGGGCGGACCAUAUCCAAGAGUCCAACUCAUGGGGUCCACUCACUGCCAACCUCCUUCUCAUUGCUAUGGAAGGAAAUGUCACCCCUUGCCAUUACGACGAGCAAGAAAACUUAUUCGCUCAAAUUCGAGGUUACAAACGAUGCAUACUUUUUUCACCUGAUCAAUUCGAGUGUUUAUAUCCAUAUCCAGUUUAUCAUCCGCAUGAUAGACAAAGCCAGGUUGACUUUGACUGCCCCGACUACACAAGAUUUCCGAAUUUGAAGAAAUUGCGAGGCAUGGAGGCUGUUGUUGGCCCUGGAGAUGUGCUCUACAUUCCCAACUAUUGGUGGCAUCACAUUGAGGCGCUACUGGGCGGAGGCUACACUAUUUCAGUUAACUUUUGGUAUAAGGCUGGUUCAACAGGACAAGUCACGUAUCCUUUGAAAGGAUAUCAGAAAGUAGCCAUCAUGAGGAAUGUCGAGAAAAUGUUAGUUGAAGUAUUGCACGAUCCCAAGGAAGUGGCUCCUCUACUUCGAUCUCUCGUAUUGGGGAGGUACACCGAGUAGAGUAGGCUGAACUCUGGCAGCCUACACUCCAAUCUCAUGAAACAUCUUGGAUGAGAAUUAUGCCAGUCAGCAAAUAUUAAACGAUGUGCAGCCUGAUCCUCUCUCUUCACUAGACUGAUCUUUUAUCCUUUUUUCAAUUCUGCACUGCUUUUGAAACACUGCUACUUUUACUCUCGACUGAUUUAAGGUGCUAAUGAUGACUGAUUUCGGAACUGAGAACGUUUUGUACAUGAAAACUACGAUUUAUCAACGUUCAUCCACGUGGAUAAGAAACACUAAAAAAUUAGCACAUUAUCUUUAUUGUAUUAAUGUUAACGUUGGUGCAGAAAAUUAUUGUUAUAAUUGUUACAAUAAGGCUGAUUCAAUGCAUAGAAACUGGUUGGUAUAACUCUCAUCUUAGAUUAUUUCUUAUGAAGUGAAUUGUGAUAUGAUAGUUUAAGAAAAAUAAGUUAAUUUACUUCUGCUAAGGAACUGUAAUUAGUACUCUUCCCAUAAUUUCUGAUUACAUAAUAAUAAAUGCAUGACGAAUCAUGUUUAAAAAUUUAAUGAGACAGCAAACAUCUUUCUUGGGUUGCAUUCUGUCUCAUUAUUUUUCAAUGAUAUUUGAAAUUUUCCAAAUAGCAAUAGUUACACUCACUACUUUCAAUUUAAAGCUUUUUGCAAUUCAUAAAGUUUGAAAUUCAGUAUUCUCCAAGACUUUCUUUAGUAUAGGUGUUAGCGGCUAUACUAUUAAUGAAUGAUUAGCCCAAACUAGCUCUAACAUUAGAAUUGUAUCUAUCUUGAAACUGUUUCUCAAUCAGGGUAUUUACUUGAUAUUUAAAAAUUUCACUUGCUUUAUUAGUGGAAUCGAAACAGCAGUAUUAAUAAAAUUAAUAUGUUUCUAUUUAUUGAAUAAUGUACUGUUCAUGAAGCAUGAUAGUAUUAUAUGAUACUGUAAUAAAUAUUUCCUUAGUAAAUUUCUGUAUAAUUAACGUAUUCAUGAAAGUAAAUGAUUGAAUGUGUCUACAUUCUUUCUCAUUACUUGCUGAAAUCUUAGAAUCUAUACAAAUCAUUGAAUCAGAGUACAAAAUCAGUUGGUUUCAUUACCCUCAACCUACUUCUUUGUUCCUGUAUACAUUGAAUAACUUCAUAUUUAUUGUAAUAUAGCUGUACAUAAAUAAUAAGAUUAGUGUGCAGUAAAAUAUUAGCUUUAAUCGAAACAAUUUUUCAUGUUUCCUAGUUUGUAUCACUUUUAAUUGAUUUAUUCUGCAAUUAUAGAACUAAACUAGAUUAAGACUAUUAGUUCCUAGUUUUAAUUUUGGUUACCAUGUUUCUUGUGUAACGUGAAAAAGAUAUCUAUGAAGUAUUGAUAGAACAGACAAUUAUUUUCUAUUUCAAUUGUGAAAAAUAACGGAUCUUAUUAAUAUACAAACUUCAAUCAUUGAAUUAUACUGUUUCAUUCUGAUACUUCAGUGUUAAACAUUUAUAAGGAUGAAUAUUCCAACUAGUAAGUAAACAAUUUUUGAAGAGCAAAAUUCUAUAGGAAAUCGAAAUACAACUGAUAAUAAUUAUUAUGAAGAAAAGUAAGAUAUUAGCAAAUACUCGAAUUAUGGUUACGAUUUUAGUUCACAAAAAAAACAAAAAUGAUUCAUGUAAAAAGUAUAAGAUAAUUUUACAAGUUUGAAAUAAACAUGAAUAAUAUGCGAGAUUAUGCGAAUACCAUAUUUAGAGAUACUAUGGUCAAGAUUUCAAAUUAUAUGAAGGCACGAAAGUUAAGUACGAGAUAACCGUGGAAACCGGCUAAAAUAUUUGAAAAAAAGCAUCUUAUAGAGAUAUUGUCUAUUCUUGAAUUGUAGAUUGCAGAUCUAUAGUAUCAAAAUAUUUUCUCCACGUGACUAUUAAUUUAUCAUAGAGAAAUAAACUAAAAUUAUCUUAAAAGUUAUGUAUUUGAAUAAAAAAUCAAACACAUUUGAACUCAAAAUAAUAGCAGAAUCUAUAUAUUAUAUUAAAACUUCUAUUUUAAUUCCAAAAUAAGAUGUAUAUAUUUCAAAGAUUAUUGUUGCUCGAUCCAUUCCUAGCUGCGAUGUAUUAAUACACGGUUUUUAUGUUUUUUACAACGACGUACUGUAAAUUAUUUAAGUAAAUAAGCAAUUUUGUUCACUUACUGACUACCAGUUCGUUUAAAUUACUUAUUUACUCGAAUAGAUUACUGCACGUCAGUGUAAGAAACAUCAAAACCGUAUUUAUAUUUUCUUGGAAUACACCAUACAAAUUGUGGGCAUAAUAAUUUCAAUAUUAUUUGCUCUAAGAAGCUCCCACUGUAUAACUAAACAGCACUCAUGGGCGUGCAUAAUCCAGUAUUUUAUAACUAAUAAUCCAAAAUAUUGAUUGGUGGGUGGUUCAUCUAUCAUUAUAAACUUUUGAACAGUCAACAAGUAUUUCAAUUGAAGCUCUAUGUCACUUAAUGUGGAUUUAGAACUUGUUUAUGCAUUAAAGCUAUUAAGUAUAUUGCUUUCAUUAGAUCUUUUGUUUUUCUUGCGCAAUAGCACUUUAAAAGUCCUUUAUUAUUUUACUUGUUAUAAAUAUUAACUAUCUAUAGUCUGAGGUCUGAUCAAUUAAAACAUAAUUUUCUUGUAGCUCGUUGCCAAUGCUAUUCAUAUUAAAUUGUUGUGCUGUUGAAAUUUCAUAUCUAUUCUGUAUGUCUUCAAUAAAAAUUAUUGCAUAAUAAUAGUACUUUUUCUUGAGAAAAAAAUUGGUAUCUCAUCGAUGUUCCUAUGUAUAAUCUACAAUAAUUAUCAUAAUUCAUCAAUUACGUAUAUUCUAUUUUGUGUGCUUUGUAUUCUAAAGCCGCAUCCCCACUAUGCUAUUCGCUAUGUGAUCGGUAUUGUUGUUUGACGUUCACAUUCAAAGCAUUUACUUCAGAUAACUGCCAGUGCAUCCACACUUGUCUGUUGGCUUUCUCGAUAGGGGAGAUGCGACUUUAUCGUUCUAUUCAUCUAAGUUUUGAUUAGUCAUAGAGGUGUAAUGUAAGUUAUCUCUUUGACAUUGAAAUCUUUCAAAUGAAUUAAAAUCGGAUUAUCAAAUGUA
Nilaparvata lugens (brown planthopper) is the source of this 4208-nucleotide messenger RNA. Its product is annotated as hypoxia-inducible factor 1-alpha inhibitor. Gene Ontology annotation, molecular function: ankyrin repeat binding; [protein]-asparagine 3-dioxygenase activity; peptidyl-histidine dioxygenase activity. The coding region runs from base 150 to 1142 and encodes 330 amino acids. Lineage: Eukaryota; Metazoa; Arthropoda; Insecta; Hemiptera; Delphacidae. The transcript has 7 exons. The record is from RefSeq and is a predicted model, not a curated record. Gene Ontology annotation, cellular component: cytoplasm; nucleus. Gene Ontology annotation, biological process: negative regulation of Notch signaling pathway; peptidyl-aspartic acid hydroxylation.